AUGUCAACGAUAGAGACGACGUCUGAAGACCCAAUUCCAUCAGAGGAGACGACAACAGAUGAUUCAAUUGGAAAUGACACUUUUGUUGUCACGUAUUCUGAAGAAUUGGCUAACUCAUUCACCGGAGAUCUCAUCCAACUCAUCAUCUACUUCCACAUCUUACCCGUCGUCACUACCAUCAUGUUCGCCUUGACAAUUCACAACUGUCUCAAACGAAAAGCAGAACAACGGAGACUACGAAUGAAGACACAAAUGUACGAUCAUUUCACCCAGAUAAUACAAAACGGAUUCUGUAAAUAUUGCUAUCCAUCGAAAGAAUUUUACGAAGAAGGUCACACCAGGGAGAAAGUGGUGCCAGGAUGUCCGGAGAUCCCAAAUAAAAAUGAGACGACGGCGACUGGGACUCCACCGAAUCAAUCAACGGAUCAAUCGACUAGUGCUUCAGCUCUCAAUAUCGCUUCCCCCGCACCAAAACCAGCACCACCGUAUGGUACAGUAGGAAUUCCGACGGAAAGAACACCAAUGCCACUGUCUAAGAAGAUGAUGAAGAAGGUUCGAAAAGAGAAAAAAGAACAAGACGAGAAAGCGUUCAAGUUCAAAGAUAGAGGACCCAUUGUAUUCCAUACUCAAAAUGUUGUUGCUGCAGAUUUAAUGAUUGAAGAAAGGAAAGAAAAAGAUAUUAAGAUCAAAAAAGUGAAAUGGGAUGAGAAACCGAUUAAUUCGUACGAGACGGGAUUGAGUGUCGAUCAAGUUGAUAUACCAACACCGAGUACGAAAGGAGACACUUACUCUUCUAUCAUGACCGCCUCAAUUAAACAAUUGAAACCUCACUAA
Caenorhabditis remanei is the source of this 834-nucleotide messenger RNA. RefSeq lists its product as uncharacterized. The record is from RefSeq and is a predicted model, not a curated record. The transcript has 5 exons. Bases 1 to 834 code for a protein of 277 amino acids. NCBI's taxonomy places the organism in Eukaryota, Metazoa, Nematoda, Chromadorea, Rhabditida, Rhabditidae.